AUGUUAAGAACGUUUACAAGAUCAUUCUCAUCUACCUUAGCCAGAUACAAUUACGCAAAAGGUCAAUUAUUUGGUAGAGUUGGUGGAGUUGAUUUUAGAGAAUCAGAAAAUGGUACAAAAUAUAUUAAAUAUUCAUUAGCAGUUAAUAGAUUUAAAAAAGGUGAAGAAAAUGAUACAGCUACAGAAUGGUAUAAUAUUACAGUUUUAGAUGAAGAUCAAUUAAGAAGAAGUGAAAAAGUCUUAAGAAAAGGUAACAAGAUGAUUGUUGAUGUUCAAAUUAGAGCUGAUAAAUAUGAAGAUCCAGAAACUAAAAAAAUUAAUUAUAGAAAUUCAUUUGUUCAAAAAAAUUUUGAAAUUGUUAAUUGGGGUAAAAAACCAGAAGAAGAAGGUACUGAAACUACUGAAUAA
Lodderomyces jiufengensis is the source of this 408-nucleotide messenger RNA. It is a transcript of the gene RIM1, whose product is annotated as Rim1p. The coding region runs from base 1 to 408 and encodes 135 amino acids. The record is from RefSeq and is a predicted model, not a curated record. NCBI's taxonomy places the organism in Eukaryota, Fungi, Ascomycota, Pichiomycetes, Serinales, Debaryomycetaceae. Gene Ontology annotation, molecular function: single-stranded DNA binding. The transcript has a single exon.